Messenger RNA from Tupaia belangeri chinensis (Chinese tree shrew), 2798 nucleotides. RefSeq names its product nuclear GTPase, germinal center associated (gene NUGGC). NCBI's taxonomy places the organism in Eukaryota, Metazoa, Chordata, Mammalia, Scandentia, Tupaiidae. Gene Ontology annotation, molecular function: GTPase activity. The record is from RefSeq and is a predicted model, not a curated record.
CAAAUUCAAAAGUACACGUCAGUAUCUGAGGGAGGAGUUUGUGGCAAAUAGCCUCCCAAUGGCAAAUCAGUUUCACUUCUGCUGUAUUAAUGUGAAUGUGGUUUUGUGACUGUGCCCACAAAGGGCUCAUUCCAAAUACCUUACCACGGCCAAGAAACUGCCACCAUCUCAUCUGGGGACUCUUGGAACCAAAGCAGACGAGGUAUUCUUUUUUUCUGUUCAAUGACAUCUGGCUGGUUUUUCUAAGUGAACAAAACAAGAGUUCACGUAACAGAAAAUGGCAGAAAUGGAGGAUUUUGUGGGUCAAGAGCCAUGCCCAGCUGACGAUGGUUUAUUUAAAGAACCCAUAAAAAAAAGAAGACGAUCUGAUCGAGACCAACGAUUUCGAGCAUUUCCCUCCGUGGAGCAAAGUGCUCUUAAGGAAUAUGAAAAGUUGGAGUCACGGACCAGAAGGGUUUUGAGCAACACUUACCAGAAACUUAUUCAGUCUGUCUUCCUAGAUGACAGCAUUCCUAAUGGAGUCAAGUAUCUCAUAAACAGACUUCUUGUUUUGAUUGAAAAACCAUCAUUGGACCCAAUCUACAUUGGAUUAUUUGGAAGUACUGGGGCUGGGAAGAGCUCCCUGAUCAAUGCCAUCAUCCAGCAAGCGAUGUUUCUACCAGUGUCUGGAGAGAGCAUAUGUACUUCGUGUAUAGUACAAGUGAGCUCAGGCUGCUGUGAGCAGUAUGAGGCCAAAAUUCACCUUCUCUCUGACCAAGAAUGGAAAGAGGAGCUGAAGAACUUGACUAAACUCCUGCACAGGACAGAGGAGCUGGGUGGAGAAGAGAUGGAUUCCUGGGACAGGGAUGAUGCAAUGGAAGAAGCCAUCUGGAAGCUACAAAUGAUCUAUGGAAAUGGGGCGGAAAAGAAGUCCUAUGAGGAGUUACUAAGGGCCAAACUCAGAGUGAAGAUUCCCACUUCAAGAAUCAUCACCCUCAAAGUGGAAGAGGCAGAAGAGCUGUCAGUCAGGCUGGAUCCCUACAUCCGGACUCAGAGGCGCGAAUGGGAUGGAGGAUCCCCUGAGACACAAAUCUGGCCCUUGAUCAAAUAUGUGGAAGUGACUCUUCCCAAAUCUGAGCUCAUUCCAGAAGGUGUCGUGCUGGUGGACAUUCCAGGCACAGGUGACUUCAACAGCAAGAGGGAUGAGAUGUGGAAAAAGACCAUUGAUAAGUGCUCAGUGAUCUGGGUGAUCAGCGACAUAGAAAGAGUUUCUGGGGGAAGAGCCCAUGAAGAUCUUCUGAAUGAGAGCAUCAGAGCCUGCCAGCGAGGUUUCUGUGGGGACAUUGCCCUGGUGAUUACCAAGACUGACAAACUCCACCUGCUUGAAUAUCUAAGGGAAAGAAAGGUGGGAAAUCAAGCUGUCCAAAGUCAGCGAGAGGCUGUUUUAGAAAGAAAUGAAAUGAUAAAACUACAAAGGAAUAGAAUUCUCAAGGAAAAGCUGAAGAGAAAACUUCCGGCUGACUCCAAGAUUCUGGAAGCCUCAGACCUGGUGUACACAGUCAGUGCUCAGGAGUAUUGGCAGCAGGCCACCCUCACUGAGGAGGAAACUGGAAUCCCAAGGUUAAGAGAAUAUAUCAGAAAAAGGCUCUUGGAUGAGAAGAGGAGGACAGUGACCAAGUAUAUCACCGAAGCCUUUGGCCUGCUGCUCCUCACAGACAGUUUCAGCUCCACGGAAAAGCUGCUGAAUGAACAUGUGCUUUUGAGUGGCCUGCGGAGGUUUGUGGAGGAGAAGAUAGAGCAGCUGGAGAAGGCCAUUGGGCAGUGCUUUGCCCACAUCGAGCUGCCCCUACAAGAAGAAGCCCGGAUUUCCUACCGACGCAUCCUUGGGGCAUGCCUGGUGAGGAGUAAAGGAAACCAAGGUUUUCACCAGACUCUGAAAGCUGUUUGUCUGAAAAAUGGCAUCUAUGCCUCAAGGACCCUGGCAAGAAUCGACCUGAACGAAGCCAUCACUCAGCCCAUCUAUGACCAAAUCGAUCCUGUGUUUGGAAGCAUUUUUAGGACUGGGAAGCCUGCUGAAUCAGCUUUAAUGCCUCAUAUCUGUGCUUUUAAGCACUCCCUACAGGAGAAAAUGAUGGAAAUUGGAAUAAGAAAUGGCUGGAAAUAUGAUAGCUGCAAAAAAAGUUUCCUGGUCCAGGAGAUAAGUGCCAUCCUGGGAGGCCUGGAGGGACACAUCCUCAGAAGGAAGAGGAGGAUCUAUGAGUCUCUCAGCACCUCUGUUCAGAACGACCUGAAGCCCUGUUAUGAAGAGGCAGCUCAGAUCACUGGCAAAAAAGCAUGUGAGAGGAUGAAAGAUGUCAUCAGAAGAGGAGUGGACCGGCAGGUGGCUGAGGGCAUGUUUGAAAGGGCUCAAGAAAGGAUGCAGCACCAAUUUCAGCAGCUGAAGAACGGAAUCACAGAGAAGGUGAGGGGCAGUAUUGCCACCAUGUUGACCCUUGCUUCAUCCCAUGGGGAUGGUCUCUACAAGGAACUGGCAGAUGUCAAGAAUGAAUACAAGGAGAUGGAAAAGCUACAAAGAAGCCUGAAGGAGGUUGCUGAGAAUGCCCUGUUGCGGCGAGGCAUGCAAGAUUUCCUCUUGAGAAUGUCCCCCAGUAAAGCUGGCUCCCCAAAAUAGAACUUUAAUUCUUAGAGCUUAAUCCUGAGGGGAUGAAAAAUAAGCAUAGAGCUAAACAAUUUAAUUAUUUCUGUUUUGCGAAAUCUAAUAAAGAAUAUCUUUCAAAUGUUUGGGCUUUAUGUACAAAAUAAAAUGCAAUAUAUUGUUG